AUGUUGAGUCAAGGCCGCAAAUAUAUGAGCAAGCGUAACCGAGCUUGCGACUCCUGUCGGGCGCGGAAAGCAGCAUGCCGCAUCGACAGUGAGCCUCCUUGUUAUCUCUGUACACUCCACAGAAAAGAAUGCACCUUCCAACAUCCCACAAACCGACCGCGGCGAGCUAUUGAGCACACGUCCAACCCAAGUGGGAUCCAAGGAUCAGGAAUCAGCCCAACCGAAGCACAACAUAUGGCUUCACCAUUGGAUGGCUCAAUGGCAUUUGACGCGUUGAUGCCGAGUCACAACGAAGAAAGUGCAAUCCAAACCCCCAGUGGCCCUGGAAAUAUGGAAGGGAUCUUUGGUGAACACCUCACCUCUUUCUCAGGAGGCUUUGGCGACAGGAUGUGGCCUCCAGGAUUUAGCCCAGGAAACUUUGUUUAUCCAUCUCCUGGAAUGCCCGAUUUUCCCUGCCCUGACGACAGUCCAGCAGACAACACGCAGGGAACAAGAGGUGAAGUCUCUCUCGACUCUGAAGAUUCCAGUUCUCCGUUGCUUCUCGGCUGUAGCGGUGACAUGGAUCCGUUUCUUUUACAACAGUACCGCUUUGACUCGUCCGGCAAUUUUCGUUUCAAAAAUCUUGAAAUCCAGUCCGUGAGCCUGGAAGAAUGUCCGGUUCAAUUCCUACUUGCCCAACCAUCAAUAUUUUCCGUUGGCAGGGAAGAGACUGGAUGCGACUACCUACCCGCACAACAGCAGAGAGUUAACCUCGAAACCAUAGUCUCAGCGGACAUCGGACAGUGCUUGAUUGAUCUUUUUGAAAAGAUCGUGAUGCCGCAAUAUCCCAUCCUAAGCUCAUCAAAACAAUUAGACCCACGGUCCAGUCCGCCGCAUCUUCUAGCUAGCGUUUACCUGCUGGCAGAGCCCUUCACCAAAUUUCAUGAAAGACUAUGCAUCGAUCUUGCCUACGAGAAACCCUCUGCGAAAGCGCUAUAUAAAAUAAUCAACGACGCACUUGCAUAUGAGACACAUGCACCAACCAUUCCAACCAUACAGACAAUGCUUCUACUGGUCAUCCGACCUCCUCCCAACCCGAUUGUGCAGGAUAGCGGUUUCAGAUGGGCCCAACUCGGUACACUUGUCUCCUGUGCCCAUUCGUUAGGAUUGCACCUUGAUCCGAAGUCGUGGCGAAUACCACCAUGGCAAAUUUCGCAGCGGAGGCGCCUGUCAUAUUGCGUCUACACGGUCGAUAAAUGGCUUGCGCUCAGUCUUGGCCGUCCACCAUUGCUUAACUCCGAAAACUGGCUUGUGACUACGAUUGAGUCUGCAGACCAGCUCGGUAGCGGCCUAAGUUCCCAUGCAUGGUCGACAGUCCUGAAGCAAUCUGAACUAGAGUCUCUUCUUGACCAAACAAUCACUCAGCUUUACGCACCUCGUGCUGUUCAAAGUUUGUGUACAGACUAUGAGAAGACGCUCGCCGCAGCUGAACCCUUAAUCCAUGAGAUCACCUCAUGGCACCAUCAAAACAACCCCAAUAAGACGGAGCGUAUGCUGGAGAUGAGUUACCAUUAUAUCAAGCUCAGUAUCAUACGCGCAAUUUUCAGGCCAUUCAGUCAGUCCUCGAUAAACCACAAUCAAUCAUCGGAUAUCCUUGUCGUGCGUGAGCAAGCUCGCAUCCGGGCCCAACACAGUAUAUCCGCUGCUGUGGCAUUUGUUCAUGACUUGAGUCCCAAUGAUCUGGAAACACUAUGGCCCGCCUGGGCCGCGACGGCAUUCUCGUCUAUCUGCUUCCAAAUAUUGCUCAUGGCCUUCAUAUCCUUUGACACAGCCGAGGCUACUUCAUGGGUGAACAUCUUACACCAGGUACGCCGAGACAUGCGCCUCAAAGCUGAUGUUCUGCCUUGCCUUCGUCUUGGACUAUUGCGAAUCGACUCAAUAUUUUGGAAAGGUGUAGACAGUGUCUUAAAACUAGACGAACACGUCAGAGAAGCAUUCUUGUAA
Molecule: messenger RNA, 1983 nt
Organism: Penicillium riverlandense
Lineage: Eukaryota; Fungi; Ascomycota; Eurotiomycetes; Eurotiales; Aspergillaceae
Product: transcriptional regulator family TF
Exons: 2
Coding region: 1-1983 (660 amino acids)
Biological process (GO): DNA-templated transcription
Cellular component (GO): nucleus
Molecular function (GO): DNA binding; DNA-binding transcription factor activity, RNA polymerase II-specific; zinc ion binding
Source: RefSeq, a predicted model, not a curated record